This is a messenger RNA of Raphanus sativus (radish), 2130 nucleotides long. RefSeq names its product pentatricopeptide repeat-containing protein At2g36240. Gene Ontology annotation, molecular function: protein binding. The record is from RefSeq and is a predicted model, not a curated record. Lineage: Eukaryota; Viridiplantae; Streptophyta; Magnoliopsida; Brassicales; Brassicaceae. The transcript has a single exon. The coding region runs from base 68 to 1552 and encodes 494 amino acids.
AUAACUAGAGAUGGUUUGAUCAAAACUGGAAGCGAAAGGUUUCUCCGACAAACAAACACAGAGCGUGAUGCGAUGGAACAAGAAGAAGGUCAUCAACCUCGUCUCCAACUCCACCAACCUCCCUUCCCCUCUAAUCCCGCCGCCACCUGAGAUCUACAGACUACCCAACCCUCCACCAAAACCUCCCAACAACAACACUCUCACUCUCUCUCCAUCUCCACAUCACUCCCGCUUCCUCACCUUCCUCGAAACCAACCUCCCCCACCACCAAACCCUAACCCCCCAAUCCCUAACCCGAUUCCUCCGCUCCACCCUCCGCCACCACCCUCUCUUCGCCCACCACGACUUCGCCGUCUUCAACUGGGCCUCCACCCUCGACGCCUUCCGCCACGACCACCACUCCUUCCUCUGGAUGUCGUCCUCCCUCUCCUCCACGCACCGUUUCUCCGAUCUCCGCCGUCUCCUCUCCUUCGUCGCCGCCAACCCCUGCCCAUGCUCCGAUGGGAUCUUCUCUUGCCCGAAGCUCGAGCCUCUCUUCCGCUCCGCCCUCGAUUCCUUCUGCAGAGCCGGGAAGAUGGAUCACGCUCUGUCAGGGUUCGAGACCAUGAAGAGGCUAAUCGACGGGAAGCCUAACGUUGGAGUUUACAACACCGUGUUGAAUGGGUAUGUGAAGAAGGGUCGUGGUGAUAUGGAGAAAGCUUUAGCGUUUUAUAAGAGGAUGGGGAAGGAGAGAGUGAAGCUUGAUGUGUUUACGUUCAACAUACUUAUUAACGGUUAUUGUAAGAGCGGUGAGUUUGAGAUGGCGUUGGGUGUGUUUAGGGAGAUGAAGGAGAGAGGUUGUGAGCCUAAUGUGGUUAGUUUUAAUACUAUUAUAAGAGGUUUUUUCGGGAAAGGGAAGGUUGAGGAAGGUGUUAGAAUGGCUUACGAGAUGAUUGAGCUAGGUUGUGGACUCUCUCAAGCUACUUGCGAGAUUCUUGUUGAUGGGUUGUGUAGAGAAGGUUUGGUUGAUGAUGCUUCGGCGUUGGUGAUGGAUCUGACUGCGAAGAGGGUUUUACCUAAAGGGUUUGAUUACGGUGGUUUGGUUGAGAGGCUUUGUAGAGAGAAGAAGGUGGAUAGAGCGGUGGAGAUUGUGGAGGAGGUGUGGAAGAGUGAUGAUGGUGGGACGACUCCGUGUUUGAUUGCUUGUACUACGCUCGUGGAAGGGUUGAGGAGAUCAGGGAGAGCGGAGAAAGCGGCGGAGUUUGUGGAGAAGAUGAUGAUGAUGAAUGUAGGCGUGGUUCCUGAUAGUGUGACGUUUAACUUGCUUAUUCGGGAUCUAUGUGAUUCUGGUCGUUCGAUGGAUGCAAACAGGUUGAGAGUGUUGGCGACGAGCAAAGGGUUUGAGGCCGAUGAGACGACGUACCGUGUUUUGGUUUCGGGGUUCUCGAAAGAAGGGAGAAGGAAGGAAGGAGAGGUUUUGGUGAACGAGAUGUUGGAUAAAGACAUGUUGCCUGAUAUCUUUACGUAUAAUAGAUUGAUGGAUGGUUUGUCCACCGCUGGAAAAUUUUCAUAGGGGACAACGACCUAUAUUUCCCCUCAUAACUACUAUAUAUAGUAUUAUAUCUCUAGUUCUACCAAACUAUAACCUAGUGCUAAAUUUCUCUAAAUCUAAAGUUAUAAAUUUAUUUGUCCACAAAUUGAAAAUUGUAAACUUAUUUAUCCAUGAAUCUAAAAGUCGUAAGCUUUCUUUGUUAGAUCAAUCCCAUAUUCAGAUAAUCUCGUCAAUGAUCUUCUCUGCUCCUUGAGACCUGUUUCUCUUCUUCAUUCUUCGUCGGCGGCAAUGAGCUUCAGUAGCUGCUCCGGCUACAUGUGAGCAUCACCCUCCGUGUAUUUCUCAAAAACUUCUCUGACGUUAUCGACCGAACCAGACUGUUCCUCUGAACUUCCUUUUGUAGACCAGACUCUGUUUAAUAAAGAAGCUUCAAAUUAUAUUGUAUCUUGUGCAGAGCACAUACAUAUAUAUACAGAGAGUUACAUGAACUAUUUAGAGAAACCAUAGAGUGAUUUAAUGGAUUGCAAUCGUACUUGACUUUGAUAUAGAUUCGCUUCACAUAUUUGAGUGUGUUCUUUAUAAGUUGUGAUUUUUUUUUU